This is a messenger RNA of Artibeus jamaicensis (Jamaican fruit-eating bat), 1564 nucleotides long. RefSeq names its product interleukin 2 receptor subunit gamma (gene IL2RG). The coding region runs from base 93 to 1211 and encodes 372 amino acids. The record is from RefSeq and is a predicted model, not a curated record. Gene Ontology annotation, cellular component: external side of plasma membrane; membrane. The transcript has 8 exons. NCBI's taxonomy places the organism in Eukaryota, Metazoa, Chordata, Mammalia, Chiroptera, Phyllostomidae. Gene Ontology annotation, biological process: cytokine-mediated signaling pathway. Gene Ontology annotation, molecular function: protein binding; cytokine receptor activity.
ACAGAAGGAAAUGUCUGGGUGAGGAGGGGUAGUGGGUGAGGGGCCCAGGUUCCUGACACAGUAUACGCAGGGAACUAAAGAGCAAGAGCGCCAUGUUGAAGCGACCACUGCCACUCAGAUUCCUCUUGUUCCUGCAGCUGCCUCUGCUGGGUGUGGGGCACACCACAGAGUUCCUCACACCGACUAAUGGGAAUGAAAGCAUCACAGCUGGUGGGAAACCUGAUUUCUCCCUGACCUCCACACUCCCCGGAAUCUUCGAUUUGUCCACCCUUCCCCUUCCAGAGGUUCAGUGUUUUGUAUUCAAUGUCGAGUAUAUGAAUUGCACUUGGAACAGCAGCUCUGAGCCCCAGCCCACCAACCUGACACUGCGCUACUGGUACAAGAACUUUAAAGACAAAGCCCAAGAGUGUGGCCACUAUCUAUUCUCUUCAGAGAUCACUUCUGGCUGUUGGUUACAAAAAAAGGAGAUCCAUCUCUACGAAACAUUUGUUGUCCAGCUCCAGGACCCACGGAAACCUAGGAGGCAGACCAUACAGACGCUAAAACUGCAGGAUCUGGUGAUUCCCUGGGCUCCGGAGAACCUAACUGUUCAAAAGCUGAGUGAAUCGCAGCUGCAGCUGAACUGGAGCAACAGAUACUUGGACCACUGUUUGGAGCACAUGGUGCAGUACCGGAGUGACCGGGACCACAGCUGGACUGAACAAUCUGUGGACCACAGACAAAGCUUCUUUCUGCCUAGUGUGGACGCGCAGAAACUCUACACGUUUCGUGUUCGGAGCCGCUAUAACCCACUCUGUGGAAGCGCUCAGCGUUGGAGUGAAUGGAGCCAAUCGAUCCAGUGGGGUGGCCAUACUUCAAAAGAGCCCCCGCCGUGGUUUCAAGUGGAAGCCGUAAUAAUCCCCCUCGGCUCCAUGGGACUGAUUAUUAUUAGCCUCAUCGGUAUUAUCCUCAUCUGCGUGUACUGCUGGCUGGAAAGGGUGAUGCCCCGAAUUCCCCACCUCAAAAGCCUAGAGGAUCUGGUUACGGAAUACCACGGCAACUUUUUGGCCUGGAGUGGUGUGUCUAAGGGGCUGGCGGAGAGCCUGCAGCCAGACUACAGCGAACGGCUCUGCCACGUCAGUGAGAUUCCCCCCAAAGGAGGGGCUCCCGGGGAGGGCCCUGGGGGCUCCCCCUGCAGCCAGCAUAGCCCCUACUGGGCUCCCCCAUGUUAAACCUUGAGACCUGAAACCUGAGCCCUGAUACCGUGGCAGAACUCCAGGGUCGUGGAGCCCUGCAUUGUACUAACUUCUCCUUAUUCAACCAGCCUGGACCCAAUUCUCCUCUAGCCCCACCGUGGCUGACUUUGAAUUUUGUACCCCCUAUAACUGCCCCCUCAUUCAAUAUUCUCCUCCGUAAGAAUUGCCCCUUCGGCCUGUACGUGUUUCUCAUCUCCCUCAAUCCACCAGCCUUUCCUCUUCCCGGAAUCCUCCCUCCCUCCCUUCCUCCCUUCCCACUUCCUUCAUCUUUCCAUUUACCCUUUAGUUGUUCCCAAAUCAAUGAGAAAUAAAGUUUCUGUUGACAAUAA